Oenanthe melanoleuca is the source of this 2783-nucleotide messenger RNA. RefSeq names its product inhibitor of growth family member 4 (gene ING4). Lineage: Eukaryota; Metazoa; Chordata; Aves; Passeriformes; Muscicapidae. Bases 1292 to 1960 code for a protein of 222 amino acids. Gene Ontology annotation, cellular component: nucleus. The record is from RefSeq and is a predicted model, not a curated record. The transcript has 8 exons. Gene Ontology annotation, biological process: positive regulation of apoptotic process; regulation of DNA-templated transcription.
GCUGGGAGAGCAGAGUUGUAUUUUGGGUAAGAGCAGCAGAACAAAAAUAAAGGAGCAAAAGCUUGGGAUGUGCCGUUGGUAAGCAGAGACAAGCAGGAUGCAGCACGGAGUGUGGUAGGCACCCACCUGGAGAGAAGGGAGGGUUGGUGGCUGGACAAUGCUCCUGCCAAAGUCAAACACCUCUGGAUCGUGUCAUCACAGUCAAUUAAAAUCAGCCAACCUGGGAACUCCUCUUCCUCUCUUGUACAGGCAUGCAGAGGAAAUGCCAAACUCAUCUCUCAGCUGAGAUUUGUGGUCCUGCGAUUGGUUAGAGAUUCUCGUCCUGGUGAAGGUGGAUGUUAAUACAGUAGAGUCACUGCUAUUGUUGAGGUGUCUUAAAUACAUGAAAAUAAUGAAAAAAAGAAAGUGAUGUGCACAAUAUAAAAGACCUUAGAAGUAUCUGGUUACAAAGAUUUCAGGAAGAACAAAACAUUCUUUGCUGUGAUGGUUUAGCCUUUUUUGCUUACUCUUAGAUCUCUAAAGGCCUUUUUCAGUUUUGUCUGUUGCAAUAUUACUUGCUAUUAUUAGCUAAUCAUAAGACACUUGCUGUGCUUAUUCUAGAUUUCUUUCAGGAAAGCAUAUAUGAAUUGUGGCACCCAUCACAGUCUUCAGUAAGUUAGGAUGCUGAUAGGUAAUAGCAUAUAUUUCUAAUUACCCAUAUUGUUCAUCUCUAAGCCUGCUUUCCUCUCCUGGCAUUCUGCCUGAACUCCUGACUGUAUUUUAGACAUGAGUCUUCUUCUUAAUGCUAACUGAUUGGCAGCAUUCAAUUUCCUUCUUGCUGCUCCCCUUCUUUCCCCCACAUUAUUUCAGUGUUUUAAAAACAUUCAGUUCCAUUUUAAAGUAGUUCACUAAUAUUCUAAAACUUCCUGAAAUUUGAAAGAAAUAAAUAGUCCAGAACUUUUGGUCAUCUCUUAUAAAAAGUGUCUAAUUAUUAAUUUACACCUGUGUCUUGGAACAGAGUUCUUUUAGUUGUAUAAUGCUCUUGCAGACACAGUUUUCAAUUGUCUUUUUUCCUCCCACAGAGAUUCUCCUUCGUAUGGUUUUCUGUCUCGAUCUGCUCAGGGAAUGAGUGAGGAAUGUGUGAUGAAAGAGGGUUGUUUUUAGGACCUAUUCAUAUCUAAAGGAAGGUAUUUAAGGAAUAAAGUGAAAAUUGUAGGAAGAAGAAAGGUGGCCUCCUGUUUGAAGCAGCUGAAUAUCACUCUGUCAAAGUAUUGAGAAUCUGCCAUUUGAAUUACAGAGAAACUUCCAACUCAUGCGAGAUCUGGAUCAGAGGACGGAAGACCUCAAGUCAGAGAUCGAUAAGUUGGCCACAGAGUACAUCAGCAAUGCACGGACUUUGUCUUCUGAGGAAAAACUGGGGCUUCUCAAGCAAAUCCAGGAAGCCUAUGGAAAAUGCAAGGAAUUUGGGGACGACAAGGUUCAGCUGGCUAUGCAGACCUAUGAGAUGGUCGAUAAGCACAUCCGGCGGCUGGACACAGACCUCGCUCGCUUUGAAGCAGACCUGAAGGAGAAGCAGAUAGAGUCGAGUGACUACGACAGUUCUUCCAGCAAGGGCAAGAAGAAGGGCCGAGCCCAGAAAGAGAAAAAAGCUGCCCGUGCUCGCUCUAAAGGGAAAAACUCUGAUGAGGAAGCACCAAAAACUGCCCAAAAGAAACUGAAGCUCGUCCGCACUAGCACAGAGUAUGGGAUGCCUUCAGUCACCUUUGGAAAUGUGCACCCCUCGGAUGUACUGGAUAUGCCCGUGGACCCCAAUGAGCCCACUUACUGCCUGUGCCACCAGGUCUCCUAUGGGGAGAUGAUUGGCUGUGAUAACCCAGAUUGUUCCAUUGAAUGGUUUCAUUUUGCCUGUGUGGGUCUGACAACAAAACCAAGAGGAAAAUGGUUCUGCCCUCGCUGUUCCCAGGAGAGGAAGAAGAAGUAAAUUCACAUGAGACCUCAGUACUGCUGCAGGAGCUCUCUUCCCCCUGCCAGGGCCUUGUCCCAGUUCCCCCAGCCCUUGGGGCCUUGGCUGAAGGGAAGUCUUGCCCUGUUUGUGGUUUGGGCCAUCCCUGGAAUGGUGUGUACCCUCACGGUGGUGUUCUGUGUAUCCCUGGUUGCUUCUGAGUCCUUAAGGGAGGCCCUCUCUGUGUACUAUUCCAAACAGGUCUCUGAACCUCAAAGGGAAUGAAUGAGGGCACCAGGGUAGCCACCAGAUUCCCAGGGAUUCAGGUAGCCCCUGAUUUUCCUUGGCUUUCCUUCAGCCUCCUCAGAGUUCAUUGCCUAUUCUCUGCUUAGAGAACAAGGCUAUGGGAUGGGGGAAGGAAAGGAGGUAAGUCUUCAGCAUUUUAGGUCAUUCAUUUUCCUGGAUCUUUUUCAGGAGAGAGGGAGUAACCAGGCUACUUCUUAAUCUAGUGGGCUGGUUGAGAGACUGAAAACCUGAUGUGCUCCCUGUCUUUAACCAUUCCACUGCUGGCAUUGAGCAGCCUCUGUUGUUGGGGAGAGGAGGAGGCAGAGGGAGUGUUUAGAGCUAGCUUUGUCUCUCUUAUUCCUGGGGUAAACCUGAUGGUCUGGGAAGCACUCUGUGUGAAGGAGGAAGAAUUUCUGACCACGUGGGGAGAAACAGCUUGGUCCAGUCUGUCUUCCGGCUUCAAAAUUCUGCCUUCCUCUUGUGUAGUGGUGCUUCUCCAUUAUGUUGAUGGUGGGAAGUCUGGGGAUUCAGAUCCCACUUGUAUAAUACAGAAUUAAAUAAAACUCAUUGAAACCAA